Messenger RNA from Leptonychotes weddellii (Weddell seal), 1525 nucleotides. The record is from RefSeq and is a predicted model, not a curated record. Lineage: Eukaryota; Metazoa; Chordata; Mammalia; Carnivora; Phocidae.
UCCAACCCCUUUGUAGCAUGUACAAAGCUUGGUGAUUUUGAAUUGAAAGAGCUGAUGUGAGCAGAGUGGUAGCAUCUGGCGGAUUCAUGAUAGCCCUGAACUGUUCAGCCCAUAAAGCAUAGAUUAUUUCACUCGAUUUUAUCUGAUAACGUCACACCUAAUUAUUUCAUGGUUCUGUGAAACCACAAUCAGCUGUCUGUGUCGUCAGGGGAUGAAGUCUCAGGCUGGAAAGAACCAAGGCUCCGUGAGCGUGAACUGGGAAACAUGCGUGAUCGUGUCUCCACUGUCCGUGGUGAGGUAUGCCGACCGCGCUUUCUGUUGUUGACUUCUUACAGGGAAAACCAUAACACUGGCAAGAACCAUGGACAUUCCCCGGUCUGUGCAGAACUUCCGGUUCUUCGCCUCCUCCAUCCUGCACCACACAUCAGAGUGCACGCAGAUGGACCACGUGGGCUGUCUGCACUACACGGUGCGGGCCCCUGUGGGGAUCGCCGGUCUGAUCAGCCCCUGGAAUUUGCCACUCUACUUGCUGACCUGGAAGGUGGCACCAGCCAUUGCUGCUGGCAAUACGGUGAUAGCCAAGCCCAGCGAGCUGACUUCGGUGACUGCGUGGAUGAUGUGCAAACUCCUGGAGAGAGCAGGUGUCCCACCAGGUGUGGUAAAUAUUGUGUUUGGGACGGGGCCCAGGGUCGGCGAGGCCCUGGUGUCCCAUCCGGAGGUACCCCUCAUUUCCUUCACGGGGAGCCAGCCCACAGCCGAGCGGAUCACACAGCUGAGUGCUCCCCACUGCAAGAAGCUCUCCCUGGAGCUGGGGGGCAAGAAUCCCGCUAUCAUCUUUGAGGACGCCAACCUGAAAGAGUGCAUUCCAACGACUGUCCAGUCCAGCUUCGCCAACCAGCUGCCGGAACGAUCAUUUAACAAUGGAAAUCUGGUCAUAUCAUGCUGCAGCUUAAAGCCUUCCAUGGACUUUUCAUGAUAACGGGAGCAAGAUGCAAACUCCUUGUGAGCCUGUGGGACUCGGCGUGGUGUGGCCUUGCUCCUCACCUCCUGCCCUCCUUUCCUACCCUCCUUACCUGCAUUCCUGCCUCCACUCCCGGCCUCAGCCCUGCUCGCCUUCUUGCCUCGCCUCACACACCGCACCACAGCAAGCACGCUCCUGCGGCAAGAAGCCGCUCUACCCCGCCUGCUGAGCAUUGCCUUCCUCCGAGUCGCCUGGAGCUCAGCUAGCCCCUCCCCAUCAAUCGAGUGUCAAUUCAAAUACCCCCUCUUCACAAGGGCCUUCUGGAACUCCCUCUACUAAAAGGGACUAAAAGUGGCACUUUUCCAUUGAUUUCUAUUCCCAUCCUCUGCUUAAUUUUCUUGUAUCACUUUGCUCAUGACCUGAAAUUAUAUUAUUGAUUGAGCACAUUUACUUGUGCUGUUGUCUGACUUCCCCACAAGACUGUGUGUUCCCCGGGCGCCUGGGUGGCUCAGUUGGUUAAGCGACUGCCUUCGGCUCAGGUCAUGAUCCUAGAGGCCCUGGAUC